Messenger RNA from Didymodactylos carnosus, 1164 nucleotides. The record is from the annotation of a GenBank genome assembly. Lineage: Eukaryota; Metazoa; Rotifera; Eurotatoria; Philodinida; Philodinidae.
AUGCUGCAAACUGUAACAACAAAUGGUAUCACAAUUAUCUAUACGGAUAUGGCAGCAAUUAAUUAUGCAAAUGAAUAUCGAGAUAUGUCAAUUAACAGAUGCGGUUUCAGUUCAUCAAUGGAUAUUGGCUACGGUUCUUGUACACCUCGUCCUUACGAUUUAGCUUCCUCUAUCAUUCUUUGUAUUUGCUCAACUGAUUACUGUUCAGAAAGUCUAUCGACCUGUCAAACAUCUGUGAUUCAAGCUAGGUCUUCACCACCAACUCCUCUACCAAUUGUUUAUCCAACUUUAACUAGCACUGUCUCAUGGUAUGAUAAUACGUAUACCGCAGCUAAUACUAGUCGUUUCUCAUGUGGUUCGCAUGAUAAUUUAACGUUGCUUUUUUCACAAAACUUUCCAGUUAAUAUUACAGCUUGUAAUAUCUACGUUCAGACACAUACAAUUCUCUGCAAUUAUUGGGAUAUUGGUGGUUACAUUGAUCAGGGUGCACUUUUUGAUGAUAUGGCUAUUGUAGUUCAACGCAACUAUGCUAGAAGUCUAGUAUCAGGUGUCUUUUGGGCUGUAAACAGUAUAUACGAGGGGACGACUAAUAUAUGGGGUUUUACGGCUAUCCCAUUUUCGUCUGGACUCCGAUUGUGUCUAUGCGGCACAAAUAAUUGUAACAGAAAUGGAACAUGUCAAGCUGGUACAUCAGAAUGGCCUAACUCUUCAAUAACAUCUGUAUCAGCAGCCAGUAGUACUGUUGGCAGCAGUGUACUAUCAACAGUGCCUAGCAGUACUCCUUUGAGCAGCAGUGGAACUUACACUUACACUACUCGAUCAUCUCAAACUGCUGUCUUAGUUACCUCUACAACUGUCAGAACAACUUCUCAAGCUUCUAUAAAUGUAUUCAUAAAAACUAAACAACAAGAAACAGAGAGAGGAGAAGCAAGAAAUACACAGUUUGAUAGAGAAUUAGCGAUUGCAGCUUUUGCUUUCCAGAGAUAUAUAGACCCAUUAAGGAAUAAAAAAAUCCUAUUACUCCUAAAAGCAAAAGCUCGUCAACGUAGUAAUUCUAUUCGUACGAAAUUAACAGGUAAAGCAUUAGAAAAUUUUCGUGCUAAUGCUAAUUACCGUCAAAGAAAAUGUCGUUUAAAUAAACGUAAACGUUUAAUUAAAAAAUAA